GGCUACAUUACAAACAACUCGAAGCCGACGGUCACGGCGGUAGUUUUGUCAUAGCGAGAGAGUGUUUCGAUAGCCGUUUAGAAUGCAUCUGCAAUGAUUGGCCAGUAUCGGAUGUCGACGUUUCGGGCGGAUCGGAUAGCGUACCGAGGGCAUCACCCGCCAUCAUCGAGCAAUGCUUCAAGUGGAGGCAUGACUAUGCCCCGCUGUGCCUCCCCCGUAAUCCAGGAUGAUUGAUUGUCGGGACUGGGGAUCCUUAAAAGUCCAUAUGAUGUGAACGGAUGCUGCUACUUUUUGUUCAAUUCAUUAUUUCUCAAUCGCAAUCUUUCUCACCUGACAAUCCUGUAGGUUCUGCUCUUACUUUGGUUUAGCUAGGAGGAUCAUCACUGCCCCUCCUUUGCAAAGCUUCAUAAUGGCCACGAACGGACUGAACGGCACGGCGCAAGGUGCUGUCAAUGGCGAUAGCAAGCCUGCCACUCACAGAUUCAACCCCCACUUCACGCAAGCAGUAAUCAAUGCGACUGGACCCAAAGCUUCUCCCCGAGUGCGCCAGGUCACUUCGAGCUUGAUCCAGCAUCUCCAUGACUUUGCGCGCGAGAAUGAGAUUACCGUAGAUGAGUGGAUGGCUGGUUUAGAGCUUAUCAACGAAGCAGGACGCAUGUCCACCGACCGCCGCAAUGAAGGCCAGCUUGUGUGCGAUGUUCUAGGCUUUGAGUCCCUCGUUGAUGAGAUAACCUAUAAACUCGCUUCAGAUGCUACCGACGAACCCACCUCAACUGCGAUCUUGGGUCCUUUCUGGCGGGUAGACGCCCCUAAAUUUCAAAUGGGAGAAUGUAUAGUUUCUGGCAUUGAAUCGAAGGGAGACCGGACAUGGAUGCACGGGAAAGUCACAGAUUUCAGGACCGGUGAGCCUAUCGAGGGAGUUUGCUUGGAUGUCUGGCAUACCGCACCCAAUGGCUUGUACGAGCAGCAAGACCCCGACCAGCCGGAUAUGAACUUGAGGGGUAGAUUCACCACCGGCAAGGAUGGAAAGUACAACUUCUACUGCCUGCGGCCAGUGCCGUACCCAAUUCCGUUUGACGGACCUGCCGGAAAGAUUCUGCAGGCAUUGGAUAGGCACCCAUUCCGCCCGGCACACAUUCAUUUCAUUAUUUCUGCACCAGGCUACAAGCCAAUCGUCACACAGAUCUUUGAUCGCAACAGCAAGUACAUCGAGGAUGAUGCAGUCUUUGCAGUCAAGGACUCGUUGCUUGUAGACUUCAUUCCCAUCACAUCAGACCCGAAGGCUGACUUUGAGCUUCCUUACGAUUUCCGAUUGGCGACUUUUGAGGAUGCAGCAAAACGUUAAGUCGCAGGCACGACUAAAGUAAACAGUAUUGGGCUUGGCCCUCCAAUUUAAGUAAUUUGAUGUUCUUUUUAAUUGAGCGCCAUGACUAUUAUGACCGGGAACCCUUCAAGUGUGUUACGCGUUAUGUGUUAUGGG
Molecule: messenger RNA, 1480 nt
Organism: Aaosphaeria arxii CBS 175.79
Lineage: Eukaryota; Fungi; Ascomycota; Dothideomycetes; Pleosporales
Product: catechol 1,2-dioxygenase 1
Exons: 3
Coding region: 410-1345 (311 amino acids)
Biological process (GO): catechol-containing compound metabolic process
Molecular function (GO): catechol 1,2-dioxygenase activity; ferric iron binding
Source: RefSeq, a predicted model, not a curated record